AUGUUAGAAAACACAAAAAAGAAGUUCAAUUCCAAAAAGAAAAGCUCCACUUCCCCUGAAAAAGUGUCGAAUGGAAGACAAACUUCCAGUACCCUUUCGAAACUACUUCGUACGCAGACGCCUACUACCGUCAUCUCGGUCUUCAUGCUCGCCACUGCUGCCCUCACUACUCUUCUCCUUGCAAUUUUCCCUGUUUUCGAUCCGAUUUUUUCUAGUUAA
This is a messenger RNA of Caenorhabditis remanei, 219 nucleotides long. RefSeq lists its product as uncharacterized. Bases 1 to 219 code for a protein of 72 amino acids. The record is from RefSeq and is a predicted model, not a curated record. The transcript is spliced from 3 exons. Lineage: Eukaryota; Metazoa; Nematoda; Chromadorea; Rhabditida; Rhabditidae.